Molecule: messenger RNA, 4622 nt
Organism: Boleophthalmus pectinirostris (great blue-spotted mudskipper)
Lineage: Eukaryota; Metazoa; Chordata; Actinopteri; Gobiiformes; Gobiidae
Product: protein Tob2
Exons: 2
Coding region: 342-1517 (391 amino acids)
Biological process (GO): regulation of gene expression
Cellular component (GO): nucleus; cytoplasm
Molecular function (GO): transcription corepressor activity
Source: RefSeq, a predicted model, not a curated record
CUAAAGUUUGUGUGGAGGCUCCGUCCAAAGUGACAGCGACAGAGAAAGUACGAGGAUUUUAUCACCUCCAGGACGGCUUUUAGACGCAUAUGUGGACAUUCUCGGGCUCUCUUCUUCAUCACCGGAGUAUCAGCUGUUCCAGGAGCGUCUUGCAUUUGGAAAGGCGCAAAGAUAGCGUCGCUGGAGCAUCACAAACAAACGUUGGGACCUGAGGAUCUGUUUGAGGUGCCUUUACUAUGAUGAUCAUUGAAGUCCACCUAAUAGUUUAAGUCUAAGGAAAAAAAAUCCUGCCUCUGUUUAGAACCACCGUCUGAUAUCAGCCAAAGGACGGUGACACAGUCAUGCAUUUGGAAGUCAAGGUGGCCCUCAACUUCAUUGUGUCAUACCUCUACAACAAGCUGCCUCGCCGCAGAGCAGACCUGUUUGGUGAGGAGCUGGAGAGGAUCUUGGUGUCUCGUUUCGAGGGGCACUGGUAUCCAGAGGCACCUCUCCGGGGCUCUGCUUUCCGCUGUCUCCACUUGGGGGCUCCUCGGGACCCUGUUGUGGAGCUUGCUGCCAAGAGGAGUGGGCUGGACACAGAGGAGGUGAGGGCAAAUGUCCCUGCAGAGCUUAGUGUGUGGAUUGACCCAUAUGAGGUCUCAUACCAGAUUGGAGAGAAGGGGCCUGUGAAGGUACUGUACCUGGAGGACCCCCCUGGCUUGGGCUGUGAUGGAGAGGCUCCUGAGGGUGUCAUGACGGAGGCUAAAGGAGAUAUUGAAGCUGAGGAGAACAAGAGUGCAGGCUUUAACCCAGACGCUCAGGUUUUUGUGCCCAUCAGCAGUCAGGCAUCGCCCACUCUAUUGCCUUCACUUUGCAGCACCCCUCCCCCACUGCCCACCUCCUGUCAUGGGCUCUUCAGCUACCCAAGCUCCAGUACACCUCCUGACCUGGCACCUCACUCCUCGAACACCUCCACACCCUCUCCCCCCAGCGCCUUGCCCUACCUCUCCACUCAGCAGCCAGCUCGACCACAGCCCAUCACUUUCACCACCGCUAGCUUUGCUGCCACUAAAUUUGGCUCCACAAAGAUGAAGAAGAGCAGUGGAGGUGUGCCUGCCGCUGUACCCCCUGUCCCAAGGAUGCUGUCCCGCUCUCCUCCUCCUCUCUCUGCCCCUGAGCUGCUCAAGCACAAGCCACUGUCUCUGUCCCUGCAUUCCCUGGGUGGACCCAUGCCCAGCCAGCUCUCCCCAAACGCCAAAGAGUUCAUCUACCCUGGAUCUCCAGGCCAGCUAUACUUUGACAGUGACACUCCGCCCAUGCAAGCUCACACUAGCCCCUUUCAGCCUCCUCACGCAGUGAGCAACCAGCCGCCCUUUGACCCCUUCUCCAGCCCCCCUCCAACUCAGAGCGUGGGCAUCAUAGGAAGUGGAGGUGGCCCCAUCUCUUAUGUCGAGAAGCCGCCGUUUGUUGACGGUUUGGGAAACUACAACCUGCAAUAUCCUAGCCCAUCCUUCCAGCCUGUAGUGCUGGCCAACUAAGCCUUCAUUUGACAAUACUUUAAGACACUAACUUUAGAUUAUUUUUUAUUUUUUCUAACAAAUUGAAAUACCAAUGCAAGUUUAGAAUUACUUUUACUACUGAUCUACAAUAUAAAUGAGUGUACCAUUUUGUUUUGUUCCUGUGUACCCCCCACCUCACCCCAUGCACUUUGUCAUUUAUUAGCAGCCAUGCUUUUGUGAGCAACAUAAGAGCGGGUGGGAACGCACCUUCCGUUCUGCAUUGACUUGUUGCCAGACCCUUGUUUAUGAUUUCUAUUGAAUGUUAACGGAGAUUUGUUUUCUUGGACCCGGCUCUAGUGUACCCUCCAUUUUGCAUUGCACUGUCAUGCUGUGAAAAAUGACCUAGCCAAGUCCUGCAGUGAAUGACGGCUGUGGAAAAAGCUCAGCACUUUGUUCCGCAAUCUGCUCUGCCCUACUUGCCACAAAUACAGCGAGUGGAGCUCUGCUUGCCUUGCUGUUCUUGUUUUGUUAUGUUUUGAUGGGGUUCCAAGCCUCAGUGUUCAUAGUGGCCAUCUUCUUGAAACCACAGGCACACUUGCAUAUUACAUAUUCAGAGGAGCUUUAGUAUUGCAUGACAUGGGCCUAAAUGAGAGGGUGCAGUAUGUUGUGGACGGCAGAUGAAGUGGAAUGUAGUCCACCUGUCAAGGGAAAUUGCAUCAGGGACAGUUUAGGAAAACUGAAUAUGAAAAGCAAUUUAGCACUGCAACAUGUUUUGAUACCUCAGUCAUAAUUCGAUAUAUCUGUGCAAAUGGACACGUGCAGGGAAAUGUGCGCAUGGUUUCAGUCAGCGGCAUGUGAAGGUGAACAGGCAGAAGAAUGGAGGGGGAGGGGCAGAAGAAGCUAUGGCUAAGCAUUGGGGAUUGUGAUAAAUGGCUUAGCAUGACUUUGACUAUGAAGGAGAGUGGUUCCUGGGUGUGUAGAGGAGCAGGGGAGAGACCGAGGCAAAUACAAAGGGCUGGAGCGACUGAAGGGAGUGUUGCCUCGACGCUGCUCAGGGUGGAUAAGCUGAGAGAGCCUCACGUUAAAAUCCAGAGCACGUUUCCUCUCAGUUUAAAUGGUUUUGAAGCCAAAGGCACACACUAUUCUCUCUAUUCUCUCCCUUCUUGAAAUUCCUCUAGUUUUAUACAAAGAUGUAUUCGGUGACAGUGAUGUAGUGAAGGUGAAUGUUCCUGAAUGUGUCAUGGGCUGUGUUACUGUGUUUUGAAUAGCCUGUCACAUGUGAGUUGUAUGUUUACUGGCCGGGUCCUUGUGAUAGUUUUGUCUCCGGUGGCAAGAGUGACCCUCAGAUGUCCGUUUAAGCUUUCCAGCACUUUAUUACUGGGCUCCUCGUGCCCUCGCCCUCAGCUCAGUAAUGCACACUCACUUAGCUGUCGUUAAAUGCUUUAGAGAUUCUAAAAGGACUACAAAGUAUUCAAUGCAUCACACUGGUGAGAAGAUGUCAGUCCAGAUUUGUACUUGUAAAUGUUUUAUUUACGACCCCUGACUUGUGCUCACUGAUCUUUGCAAUGUGACGGUUUGUCAUAUGCAUGCAGUCAUGCAACUUUUAUUUGUAAUACUAGGGGGUUGACACAUGUUACGAUUGCAAUGGGAAAUGUAUUUUUCUUUGUAGUGUUUUUCUAUUUUUUUGUUUUUGCUAAUGACCACUCAUAUUUGUACACGUAUAAAAUACUGGAAAAUGUAUAUAUCCGCAGUCCUUAUGUUAAGAGUCAUUGUUUAGUUUCUUACAUGCUGAGGUUAUUUUUUCAACAAAAUACGUGAAUAUAUGCAAAACAAGACAAUAAAGAUGUAUAGAAUAAAGUAUUGAAUGUGUAUUGUACCGUGUACAGCAUUUGUCUAAUAAGACGGGUUAAUGUAUUCACUCUUGAAGGAGAUUAGAAAUGAGUUAUGAAUGUUUACAAUGGGUUUGUGAAGGAAAGGAUGACUGCAUUCUGACUACACCACUCCAUGUUCUCAUGGGCAGUUCAUUAAAACCAAAAUAAUAUCAAGGUCCCAAUACACUAUACUCUGCUAAAUAAUUCCUUUGGUGAAUCUUAGGCCACUUUUCAAGUGCAUUUGACAUAAUUCAUGAUAUUUCAAAUGUUAUGCAUUCUUGACAUUUGAUUAUUUCUCCUGAUUAUGCCUAGUUACAUCAUGGUCCUAAUAUUAUAGCCAUAAUCUUUGAGACUUUUAAGUGAUGAUGUCCUAACCCUCCUUCUGGGUCCAGUGGAAAUCCAACUUAAUCGCAUUUUUGGCAAAAUUUAACCUGUUCAAGGGUUUUGAACAAUGCUGAUUUAAUAUUUGACAGUAGGGGGCAAAAAACAAAGUGUACUUUAGCUUUUCUCUGGAGAUCCUUUCACACAUAACUUAUCAAAAAUAUUUUUUACUGAGGCUGUAAAUAUAAAAAUACAACAAUCAUUUUUGUUGUAGAAAUGUGCACACCCAAUGAUUUUUAGGGUGAAAUGGGUUUUGUUGUGUGUAUCUAUGGAGCAACUCAGAACCGUUGGACCCAAGCAAGCUGUGUUGAUGUCACACUUAACAAUCCUUCUUACUGAAACUAUCUUUGCUUAGAAAGAUGAUCACAUUUAUGCAGUUUAAUGCAAUGCUGAAGUGACCCGAGAAGUUUUUUUUUUUUUUUUUGGAGGUGCUACCUCGUCUCUGUAAAGUGGGUUUAGACAGAUUUCUGGACAUGACUGUAUGUAGGUAACUGACCCUGGUAAAGAUGGCCUGAGCUGAAACAUAUUGCUCAUUUGUAUUUUAGUAAACUGCAUGCAGGUAUUUGUUUAUAGUUUCAAGGAGUUUCUAAAGUAAAUCAGAUUUAGUGUAUUCAAAAACCAUAUUAAACAAGUUUUUACAGUCAGGGUUGAAAACAAAUUGGGCAAAGAUUAGAGAUUUUCUUUUAUAUAGAGAUGUCUUUUGCUUAUAUUUCAUGUGUAAAUGUUUAUUUUCUAAGAUUUAAAAAUAAACAAAACAGAGCAAUUUAACUAAAUAAUAAUGCAUUUACUGCUUGUAUUUUGUUAAUGUUUUCCCUAUUUUUUACCUGAUGUGUAUGAUGUUCACUACUGAAAUGCAAUGACCUGUUUUCUGUGCAGCCCCUCUAGGAUGGGG